AUGUCCGUCUUUGGCGCCCUAAACCGCUUUAUAUCGCGGCUCGAUGCCGCACCCCUCCCCGACGACACCGGCACGCAGCACCAAUCGUCGACGAAUGGCGCGUACGGCUUCCAGGUGCUGCGCAAUGCUAAUUUGGAGAUUCCGCUUGAGCCGUGGUUUGAUUUUGUGAUUGGUAUUAAUGGGAGGACUAUUGAUAAUCCGGAUCCCAAUCUCUUUACGACAGAGGUACGCAAUUGUGCCGGGACAACUAUUAGCUUGGGUAUUUUCAGUGCAAAGGGCCAGAAGAUUCGCGAAGUCUAUCUUCAGAUCCCAGCAGAUCAACCCACGCUAGGAAUCGCCCUGCAAUGGUCACCACUCGCCGUUGCAGAAGAUGUCUGGCAUAUCCUGGAUGUAGCCCCGAACUCGCCCGCAGAUGCCGCAGGACUACUUCCCUACGGUGACUACGUCAUUGGCAGCCCCGAAGGUCUCGUGCGCGGCGAGUCUGGACUCGGCGAGCUUGUCGAAGACUUUCUAAACAGGCCGUUGAGACUCUAUGUUUACAACCACGAGUACAACGUGACCCGGCCCGUGACUAUUACGCCGACGCGAAACUGGGGCGGUGAGGGUGCAUUGGGUUGCGUCCUCGGUUUCGGUGCGCUGCAUCGUAUUCCAGCCGGUCUAGACGAGCCUCCGCCAGCUCCUGGGGAAACCUUCUUCUCGGCAGGCGAUGCUAGCGGAACUACGUCGUUUGACGAAAAACGUCCCUUGGUGUCUUCCAUGGGCAUUCCUGCUCAGUCGGGUGCACCAGCUGAGCUCUUCGUCCCAGCCAACAUGGCGCUACCGGCCAAGUCGCCUCCUCCCCAAGGCACCGCACCCCCGCCUAAAAAGAAGGGCAGAGCGCACCAUGUGGCCAGUACGGCGACUGGUGGCGGUGGACUGGAUGACUACUUCAAGGAAGGCGAGCAGAAGAGUCUGGAGCAAGAUUAUGCACCGACGAAGGGCAGCGGCGUGCCUCCUCCGCCCAAGGCUGGUGGUCCGCCUAGAGGACCUCCAAAGAGUGGUGGUGCAAGUAGAACAGGUACACCACUGCAAGGCGGCGGCGGCGAUGCUGAGAGUUCAACUGGCGCUGGUACAGAAGAAACAGCAUGA
Messenger RNA from Bipolaris victoriae FI3, 1128 nucleotides. RefSeq lists its product as hypothetical. The record is from RefSeq and is a predicted model, not a curated record. Gene Ontology annotation, molecular function: protein binding. Gene Ontology annotation, biological process: Golgi organization. Gene Ontology annotation, cellular component: Golgi apparatus. The transcript is spliced from 3 exons. Bases 1 to 1128 code for a protein of 375 amino acids. Lineage: Eukaryota; Fungi; Ascomycota; Dothideomycetes; Pleosporales; Pleosporaceae.